Molecule: messenger RNA, 690 nt
Organism: Nelumbo nucifera (sacred lotus)
Lineage: Eukaryota; Viridiplantae; Streptophyta; Magnoliopsida; Proteales; Nelumbonaceae
Source: RefSeq, a predicted model, not a curated record
ACCAAAGGUUUCCUGAAUCGUUUUUUGUUCUUGGGACUCUUGGGUUUCUUCUCAAGGCUCAAGACCCUGAACUGAAGCCAUUCCACUCAAGAAAAUGGCGUUUCACAGGGGCGAUGCGGUUGAGAUUUGCAGCACGGAAGAGGGUUUUCUGGGUUCCUACUACGCUGCGACCGUCAUCUCGCCGGUGGGGAAGUCUCGAGUCUUGGUGCAGUAUCAGACUCUGCUAACAAGCGAUGAGUCGAUGCCGUUGAGAGAAAUCAUCCGUGCAGCCGAAGUGAGACCCACCCCUCCUGACGUUCAAGUAUCUGAUUUCUCUGUGUUCGACGAAGUUGACGCCUUCCACAACGAUGGCUGGUGGGUCGGAAGGAUAACCCAUAUAGAAGGUCCUCUGUACUACGUCUACUUCUCCAACACUGCAGAUGAGAUUGCUUACCCCUUUUCGCAGCUGAGGGUUCAUCAGGAGUGGAAGAAGGGCAAAUGGGUUCCUUUAUUGAAAAGGCGUUGAGCUCUUUAACCAACCUCUCUCUCUCUCUCUCUCUCACACUCUGCAACUUCUCUUCUUCUUUUGGGGUGUUUAUAUGGUUUUGUCGUGAAGUGGGUCUUGUGAUGAUGGUGAUGUAUUUGAUUUUAAGCUCUUUUCAAAUUUCAUGGCUUACUUUUGUAAAUAGUAGAAAACUCGAAACUGCAACA